Neoarius graeffei (lesser salmon catfish) is the source of this 6326-nucleotide messenger RNA. It is a transcript of the gene abhd2a, whose product is annotated as abhydrolase domain containing 2, acylglycerol lipase a. Lineage: Eukaryota; Metazoa; Chordata; Actinopteri; Siluriformes; Ariidae. Gene Ontology annotation, biological process: medium-chain fatty acid biosynthetic process; medium-chain fatty acid catabolic process; acylglycerol catabolic process. The coding region runs from base 943 to 2244 and encodes 433 amino acids. Gene Ontology annotation, molecular function: monoacylglycerol lipase activity; acetylesterase activity. The transcript is spliced from 10 exons. Gene Ontology annotation, cellular component: sperm plasma membrane; sperm flagellum. The record is from RefSeq and is a predicted model, not a curated record.
UGUGAGACAAAGUCUUUCAAAACAACAAAGUACUAUAAGAGCAAUUUUACUUUAUUUAGUAUUCACUUAUGAGCAACAGAAAAAUUAGAGUGAAAUGAUAUUUUUGUUGUAGGUUCGAACCUGCUCUUCAACUGGGACCUUUCAGUGUGGCGUUUGCUUGUUCUCGUCGUACCUGUGUGGGUUUCCUCUGGGCGCUCUGGUUUCCUUCUGCAGCACAAAAACCUACAGAUUAGGGCAAAUGGCUACUCUAAAUUGCCCAUAGGUGUGAAUGUGAUUUCUGUCUGUCUCUGAUAGACUGGCGACCUGUCCAGACUGUGCCUUGCCUCUCGACCGAAGUCUGCUGGGAUUGGCUCCAGUUCACCGGUGACCCACAAUGAGUAAUACUUUCCAUAAAGUGACCUCACCUCUGUAGAGACUUCGUAGCUUUUGGGUUGUUUUGUAUUGUCUGUUAUGGCAAUCUUAUGAUUUAGGUCAGUGUAAAGUGUUGUUGUUGAUUUGUAAGCUUUCAUUAGCAUGGGGUGUUGGUGUAGGUAUACUGUAAGACCAGGCCUCAUUGUAGUGUUUUAUUGCUACUGGUGGUGAUUUUGUGUUGUCCAGCUUUGGAUUUCUUGACUGUCGGGGCAUUUUGAAAGAUCAUUCAAGGUAAACUGCUCUUAAUCAUGUUCAGGCUAGUAUAGCCUGGAAGCACCCUAAUGUGAUCAUGGCUCGUAGCCAAAAAUGUAAGGUUUGUUUUUGGCGCAUUUGAGGAUAGAGUAUUGUAUUACUGCUUAAAGUUCUGUUAAAUCAGUUAGAAAUCACUAUCUUUCAGUUCUGGUUUUAGAUACUGUAACUUACUAUUGGGUCUGUUUUUCUUCACAGGUUGGACCUGAUCACUGUGACGUCUUAGUCUUUAUCCAAGCAUAGGCUUUUUCGAUCUAGAAAUCUGCACAAACAGAACCAACCAUGAACACCCACGAACCAGAGGCGUACACGGUAGCGCCGGAAAUGCCAGCCAUGUUCGAUGGGAUGAAGCUGGCAGCCGUUGCCACCGUGCUCUACAUCAUCGUCCGGUGCCUGAAUCUGAAAAGCCCCACUGCGCCACCGGACAUCACGUACCAGGACACGGCGCUCACUCACUUCCUGCUUAAAUCCUGUCCCCUUCUGACCAAAGAAUACAUUCCUCCUCUGUUGUGGGGAAAAAGUGGCCAUUUACAGACUGCUCUGUAUGGGAAGCUGGGUCGUGUGAGUUCACCGCACCCAACCGGCCUGCGGAAGUAUCUGCCCAUUCAGGAUGGAGCCACGGCGACCUUUGAUCUCUUCGAACCUCUGGCAGAUCAUCAGAGCGGAGUGGAAGUCACCAUGGUUAUCUGCCCGGGCAUUGGGAACCACAGCGAGAAGCACUACAUUCGCACCUUUGUGGAUUACUCGCAGAAACAAGGCUACCGCUGUGCCGUGCUCAACCACCUUGGGGCCUUGCCCAACAUCGAGCUCACCUCUCCCCGCAUGUUUACCUACGGCUGUACAUGGGAGUUUGCAGCCAUGGUGGGCUACAUAAAGAAGACGUACCCCCAGAGCCAGCUCAUUGUGGUGGGAUUCAGUCUCGGUGGCAACAUCGUCUGCAAAUUCCUUGGGGAGAACCGUGCCAAUCAGGAACGUGUGCUGUGCUGCGUGAGCGUGUGCCAGGGCUACAGUGCACUCAGGGCUCAGGAGACCUUUCUGCAGUGGGACCAGUGCCGGCGCUUCUAUAACUUCCUCAUGGCUGACAACAUGAAGAAAAUCAUUCUGUCACACAGCGGCAGUCUGUUUGGAGGAGGCUCCACUAAGCUGGUAGACGCAGAUCUGAGACGCCUCUACACUGCCACUUCUCUUAUGCAGAUCGAUGACAACAUCAUGAGAAAAUUCCAUGGACACGAUUCCUUAAAAGAGUACUAUGAGAAGGAGAGCUGUGUGCACUACAUUCACAAUGUGAAUGUUCCACUCAUGCUGGUCAACUCUGCUGAUGACCCGCUCGUACACCAGUCUCUCCUCACCAUCCCGCGCACACUUGCAGAAAAGAAAGAGAACGUGAUCUUCGUCCUGACGCUGCACGGCGGCCACCUGGGCUUCUUCGAGGGUGCCGUUCUCUUUCCGCAGCCUCUCACCUGGAUGGAUAAGGUCAUCGUGGGGUACGCCAAUGCCAUUUGCCAGUGGCAGAAGCAAAAGCCAGCAUGCCAAAGUCAGGAAGCCGAAGCCUCAGGGGACUCGUGCUUGAACCCUGCUUCCUAAACUUUGACCUCUGAUUCAUGCUCCUUCGCCACCAAGCCACUCAGAUGUUUCUGACUGGGCUCAUCUUACACCCACAAAAAAAAAAAAAAAAAUUCAGUGGUAGAGAAAAUGUUUCGUAUUUUGGGGAUCAUCACUCACAUGUAUCCUCUCCUAGCUGUUAGAGAGGAUGCUAUGAGGGCAGUGUUGGGCAUAUACCAUAUUUUCUGGACUUAAAGAUGCUAUGACCUAAUACAGUGACAAAUAUGAUAUAUUUUGCAUCAGGCUAAUUAUUAGAACCUGUUUUAGUACAGUUUUUUAUUUUUUGGAAAGGGAAACAAACCUUAGUAUGGAAAUGAGUUUUCAACAUUGUGUGGUGGUCUGGGAAACCUCUACAUGUGGUGAGGAUUUGACCUUUUUAUAUUGUGUAUAUAGUUCUGAAAACUACAAAUUUUCUUGAAAUGCGUAUAUACAGUAUUUUAAAGUCAGGUUACCCCCUAAAAAGUGAAAAAUUGCAUUUAAAGAUCCAAGUCAGACUGUGGUGUAGGAGCAUCGUGGACAGUUUGACAAAUGUUUGAAUACAAUUUGAAUUGAUUAGACUUGAUCUAUUUUGCUAUUUCAUAUCCAACAGCUUUAUUAAAGCACUGUGUGAGGAGCUUUCACUUAUGUAGCAAGAUUUUAGGUAUCUUGAGACAAAUUGACUGUUUAAAUCACAUUUGUGACACCGUGACCUCUGAAAGGCUUUGCCAGACCGCAAUACAUUAUGUCUUUAUAAGGAUGGACUUGCAGACAGGACCAAUUAGCUUUAGGUUACACUAAUGGCAUCUCUAAAAGUCCAUUUGUGGAGGCAGUAAAAACUUUUUUUUUUUUAAAUGCCUGCUGCCUUAAUAGGCCAAAGCAACUUAUCUGGAAAAUAUGGUACACGUUGUCAUAUAUAGUUUAAAUAUGUCGAUUAAAUACACUGGCCCUAGCGUGUGUAAGAAGUUAGUUUGCAGAUGCUGGAGUGGAAAGACUUCGGCACAAAUAGCUACUGUAGACCGACACUGCACUACCAUGCUGUACAUAACACUGAGGGAACGAGCUGUUAUGCAGGCACUGUGUGCUUAUAGCGAGGACAGGCGUGCUGCUGGUGCCUCUUCUGUGCUGUUAAACCUGCUCACUGGUCUGUCGGUGUCUCGAAUAGACCCAGUCAACGUUUGUGUUAUUCAUUAAAUUGUAUUAUUCAUUCUAGAGGGAGAAGGGACUCCUGCAUGAGUCACUACAGCUUAAAGGCGCUUUCUUUCCUUUUUUUUUUUUUUUAAAAAUAUAUAAGCACUUUAUUAUUUUUGCCAUAAUAUUCAUUGGGUAAUUGGAGGAAGGUUGAGGUUGCAAGCAGAGACUAGACUAUACAAUACAAUGCAACACGAGGGAGAGAUGUCCAAACUCUUUAGAUCAAUGACUCUAUGAUCCCUCCUGUUCCCCAAAGCCUGACGUUCAUAAGAAACGUUCUCCGAUAGCUCAGCUUAACUGUUUUUUUUUUUUUUUUUUUUUUUUUUUUAAAAUACAAGCUCACUGGGGUUUGGCUGGAAGUAGGAUCAGAGCAGGAGAUCCAGCAUUGCAGAUAUGCCUUUUUUUUUCCAUUUUGUGACCAGUUCUUAUGAUUUUGUAAUGGAAACAGAAUCUGAAAUGCGAGCUGAAGGGUUAAGUUCUUGUUCCAGUUCUUUAGAGUAACUGCAUGUUCUUGAAUAGUUGGAAUGGAAAGGAUUUUAAAAAAUGGCAUCUAGUUUCAGGUGAGGGGGAGCUUUUCCAGUCUGUUUAUUUUAUUUUUUUUAUUUUUUAAAGAGCUAGUUUAAUUGAAAAUUUGUACGAUUUUCCUGAAAUCCCAAAUAUAGGCCAAGGCAUGUUUUGUGCCUAAAGGUCGCUUCGUUAAUUUUGUGAUGGAGCUAUGAUGCUACUGUUGCUAACAAUUGACAGAAGGGGGCUUAUCGCUACCAGUUUUACAUUGUGCAUGUCUAAUUCACGUCAAGUAUUUCAGCAUCUCCAGGAUCCUUGGUUCACUCCUGGGUUUCACAUGUUCUCCCUAUGUCUGUGUUGGAUUCCUCCAUUUAUUACUCUAAAUUGCCCCUAAGGGUGUGUGCGCACGUACUUGUGCUUGCUAUAUUUUGAGGACCAGAAGAUGACUUUUUUUUUGGAAGUGAGGACAUUUUGGUUGGUCCUCACUUUUUCAAACGACUGUUUUGAGGGUGAUGUUUUGGGGUUCAGGUUAGAAUUGAGUAAGAGUUGGGGUUUUUUAUUUAGUUGUGAUGGUUAAGGUAAGGGGCUCAGGAAUGUAUCAUGUUAAUGAGAGCCCCUGCAAAUGUAGAAAUACGAGAAUUGUGUGUAUGUGCGCAUGGAGCCCCACGAUGGACUGGCAUCCCAUUUCAGGGUGUAUUCCCACCUCGUCCCUAGUGUUCCGGGUCCACCAUGUCCCUGACCAGAAUAAAGUGCUUACUGAAGGUGAAUGAAUAAAUGUCCAAAUCAUCAGACACUUGCCUUAAAAGAUCAUUUUUGCUGAAGUACCUGUUUAAGUUCCAAGUUUACUUAUUGCACUUAAGUUGCAAAUUAGAUUUUUAACUUUUUAAAAAAAAGUGUCUAUUGUUUUUAGUUCUGGAUAGAAACCGCAUCAGUCAUUUGAGACCAAACAACUCUACAUGGUUUGAAUCCAGCAUAGGCACAAUGAUUCACUGCUAGUAAGUUUCCAUUAGUUGUUAGCAAUAUUGUUCAACUUUACUGAGUGUGAUUGGAUGCAGUUGAGUUGCUGGAGAUGGUAUGUAGAGGAUUGGUGUUUAAGAAAAGUGUCGGUUUGUGGUUGCUCUCAGCCUUUUCUUUUCCUCUCAGUCUUUUUAGUCUGGAUGAGAGGAAGAGAGGACUGUUCCAUCGUUCUGAAAGAAGGGGAAGUUAUAAGUUAGCAGUUCUCCAGUCAGUAGAGCAUAGACGCCACCUGCUGGUUUUCUGGUGGUGGGUGGUGCGGUGUGUGGGUCGUUUUCCCCCAUUGAAUCGCCAUAUAAACCAAAUGUCCUAAUGUUUUUUAGUGUUGUGUUUUGGACCUCAAGCUCCAAUCUCAUGCAGUGUGUGGUGUUUUUUUUUUUUAAAUAUAUAAAUAUAAAGAGAAAAAAAAUGUAACAUGCUUCUGAUCGCUCUUCUCUUUAAUCAUAUAUUAGAAGGAUAUUGAUCAGAGUACAUCAGUUUGUUCAUUCAGUAUUGAAGUACACCAAGAGAUUGGAGCUAUCGGAGCACACCAGCAUCAUUCCAGACACCGUCAACUGAUGCACAGCCUUCUGCAUUUUUGAAUGUUUCUCACCCCCCCCCCCCCCCCUUUUUUUUUUUUUUUGCACAAAAAAUUCAGGCUUUAGAUGUAACUCCUGGAUUUUUCAAGGUUCAUUUUUUUUUUCUUGCAUUUUGUACAUGUGUGUCUCUCUUGCUGUUUGGUUAUUUACUCAUUUUGUUUUUGGAAUAUGAUGUACCUGAAUGAACAUUGGUUUGUGUUGCUCAUCAGCACAUUUGAUUCUGAAAACCAAAACCGGGGGGAAGCAACAUGCUAAACACAGGGCGAACAUAGAUUCUGUAGUUUGUCACAUGGUGGCUGUUUGGUUGUGGGUGGGUGAUUUUUUUUUUUUUUUCUCCCUCCUUCCCCUCCCCUCCCAUCAGCAAUAAUAUCUGAGGUUUGUUUUUCAGUUAUGCCAAAUUGAGUGGCCUCGUCCAGAAAAAUAAGUGUCAAAUUGAGUGAAAUUGCACAUUUACAUUACUGAAAGUGCAUUUGUUGUUUUAAUAUUUGAUCAUAUUUAUAAAUCCAUUUGCAGACCCACUGACCACUUGCUACAGUAUCAGGUGGAAGUUGCUAAUCCAGUGCAAGAUCAUUCCAUGAUUUUCUGCAGUGACAUUUGAUUUCUAGAGUUGAUCAGUGUAUUCACAGUGCUGUGUUUUGAUGGGUUGUUGUACCCAUAAUCAUAUUCCACCUGCAUUGAUCAUAACACUUCAACCCAGUUGUGGUGUGUUGUGUGGGUUUUUAUUAUUUUGAGGGGGGAAAAAGUGAUUUGAAUAAUUGAAUUAAAUAUAGUGUUCAAAUAAAUUAUUUUCUUGUAUAAAUA